This is a messenger RNA of Colletotrichum orchidophilum, 309 nucleotides long. Its product is annotated as PHB depolymerase family esterase. The transcript has 3 exons. The coding region runs from base 1 to 309 and encodes 102 amino acids. Lineage: Eukaryota; Fungi; Ascomycota; Sordariomycetes; Glomerellales; Glomerellaceae. The record is from RefSeq and is a predicted model, not a curated record.
AUGCCUAUCUACCACGGCACGGUGGACGAGGCCCUGAAUGUGCAGAACUAUCAUGAGACGAUCAGGCAGUGGACGGGGUUGUUGGGUACUUGCCGCACCGUAGUCGCAGACUUCCCUAGGAGCCCGUAUACCAAGUACGUGUUUAGAGAGAAGUUGCAGACCUCAGGUGGUUCGGAUUCGUGGCACCUUGCCAGCCCCGACGACUCCUGCCACUACGAGCGGCGCUUCCACGACGCUGAGGAUUGGCACAAACUGGACGGCAGGAGUGACGACAACCACGGCGGCCGGAGGAUCCGGGACGGCACCUAA